AUGCCGCCCAAAGCUCAAACAGAAGGAUGGAGAAGGCAAGCGGAAGAAACAAAGAAGAAACAGGUGGGAGAGGAAGAAGAGGAAGAAGAGGAAGAAUUUGGAGAAGAUGGAGAGGAAGAGGAGGAGGAAGAGGAGGAGGAAGAAGAGGGAGAAGAAGAGGAGGAAACGGAGGGAAAGGAGGGAAAGAAGAAAGAUUCAAGCAAAAACGAGAAGCCGAAGAAGGUCCCCACCGCUGCGGAGAUUGGCCAAAAACUCAAGGAGGUGAUAUUGACCCACCGAAAAGGCUUGCAAAAUAUGUACGGGAAACAAGGGCUGGAUAACAGACUGAAGGAGGAAAUUAAAAGGGGGGUGGAAAUGGCCGAAAUAUUGAUUCAGGAAAUGGGAUGCGGUUACGAGGUUGCGAAAGCUUUAACUGUGCUGACGCUUUAUAAUCUGGCCAUUUUAAUCGGUAGGUUCUGGUAAUGGCUUAUAGGCUUAGGAUUCAUUUUGCUUACUCUUGGGUGGAUGUAUAGAUGACUCGGAUACUAUCAUAGAAGAAGAAGGGGGCACUAGGAAGGAGACCCUGAUACAAUAUGUCGACAACAUCACGAAAAUCUAUUCUAUGGCAAAGGGAGAUGGCUUCCUUGCCCUGCGUUUCAUGAACGCCCACCCAGGCAGGAGAAACUGGAGUGGGGAUUCGUCGAAAGCAUUUCUAGAUACGAACAUAGCUGGCGGUGUGACAAGGAUAGGAACAGAGCUUAAGAAUAAAAUCCUAGACCCCCUCAUAAUCCGGGGGGGCGAUCAGAAGAAACCUUUGCUGGUGCUAAUUGUCACUGAUGGCACGGUAUGUAUUCCUCCAAGAAUUCCUAAGACUAUAUAGUAACUAUUGGAAAACAGGUUGAGGGUGAGAGAAAAGGCUGUCUAAAGAAGGUCAUUCGGGAUUGUGUCAAUGAACGCAAAAAGGCUAAGAAAGGGUUUGAAGGUUAGUCUGUUGUAGGGCUUUAAAGAUUUAUUAUUAUUCCAAUUCUUACAAGGGAUUCGCAGCCGUAACAUUCCAAUUCUCACGCGUCGGAAACGACCCCGGUGCAGCGAAACUAUUGAAAGGGUUAGACCGAGAUAAGGAGCUCGGAGAAUUCAUUGACGUGCUGCCGGUCGAGCGAGAUCUCAAACGACAGCUGGAGGACGAUAAAUGGUUUGUUGUAUGUUAUAGCGCUCCUUUCUAUAAGCCCAUUGGAUUGAAACAGAAGCCACACUGACUUCAUAUUUCUUUUUGGGGAGACAGCUACCGAAGAUCCUGCUUGGUGCGAUCUUACCAGAUGUACGGGUCCCCCACCCCAACCCCCUGUCGAAACAAUCCGCUAACAAUAGAGAACAGUGGGAUCGGCAGGAUCAGUAUUCCGAUGAUGAGAGCGCGCCAGAGGACGAACUUGCCAACAAACAGAAGGGUGGUGACGAUGAUGGCUGGGAUGAUUGGGAUGAUUCAGUUCCAAACCCCAAGCCCAAUGGGGAGGCUGGUAGCACUAUAUCUUGA
Tuber aestivum (summer truffle) is the source of this 1510-nucleotide messenger RNA. Lineage: Eukaryota; Fungi; Ascomycota; Pezizomycetes; Pezizales; Tuberaceae. The record is from the annotation of a GenBank genome assembly.